AUGGAUAUUGAUGUUUGUGGUCCUUCAAUUCCUAAAAUAAUGGGGUUAGAGGGUGAACAGAUCCAUCAAAGUUUGUCAGGAUGGUCGCCAGUUUAUGUACAGGAAAAUUUGGGUGUGAUGUCGAUUGGAUUUAUGUUACCAAAUCCUGAUGAAGCAAUCAUUUGGCGUGGGCCUAAAAAAAACGGUUUGAUAAAACAAUUUUUGAAAGAUGUUGAUUGGGGAGAAUUGGAUUUUUUAUUGAUAGAUACACCUCCUGGUACAUCUGAUGAACACUUGUCAAUUGUUCAAUAUCUUAAAGACAGUGGAAUUGAUGGUGCAAUUAUAAUAACUACACCUCAAGAAGUUGCUUUACAAGAUGUAAGGAAAGAAAUUGAUUUUUGUAAAAAAGUUAAAAUUCCAAUAUUAGGAGUAGUAGAAAAUAUGAGCGGUUUUAUAUGUCCAAAUUGUAAAGAAGAAUCAGUGAUUUUUGCAGCAACAACUGGAGGUGCAAAAAAAAUGGCAGAAGAUAAUGAAAUUCCUUUUUUAGGUUCUAUUCCAUUAGAUCCGAGAAUUGGAAAAUCUUGUGAUAGUGGACUAUCAUUUUUAUAUGAAUAUCCUGAUUCAUCAGCCAGUAAAGCUUAUUUAAAAAUCAUUGAAGGUACUCUUGGAUUAAAUUUUAUAGUUAUAGUUGUCACUAAUAUUUGA
Molecule: messenger RNA, 684 nt
Organism: Entrophospora sp. SA101
Lineage: Eukaryota; Fungi; Glomeromycota; Glomeromycetes; Entrophosporales; Entrophosporaceae
Source: the annotation of a GenBank genome assembly